Messenger RNA from Aegilops tauschii subsp. strangulata, 528 nucleotides. Its product is annotated as B3 domain-containing protein Os06g0112300-like. Gene Ontology annotation, molecular function: DNA binding. Lineage: Eukaryota; Viridiplantae; Streptophyta; Magnoliopsida; Poales; Poaceae. The record is from RefSeq and is a predicted model, not a curated record.
AUGGAUUCAGCACAAUGGUUGAUGGAUCUUGCCAGCUCCAUCACAUGGUGCUUUGCAAGUGCAGUGAGCAAUGAAUACUUUCCAAAUGCAGGCUUGCAGCAGCGCGCAGAGGAAGAUGAGGAGAUCACCCCACUCUCCGGCGACCGACCCUUCUUCACCGCCGUCAUGUGCAAGACCCACGUCCAGAAGCCCUAUGUGCUGAUCAUCCCGACCCACUUCCAGCGCCGGCUACCGGCGAGGCGCGCGGCGGUGGUGCUCCGGUGCCGCGGGAGCUCGUGGAUCAUGAGCUACUGCGGUGACACCAAGCUGAAGAGACUCGACCAGGGCUGGGCGGACUUCGCCGUCCAGAACCGGCUGCAGGUCGGCGACGCGUGUGUGUUCGAGCUGGUGUCCGGGUAUGCUGGAGAUGGCGGCAACAGGGAGGUGGUGCUGGAGGUGCAGGUGCUUCGAGGUGGUGGCCUGCCGGAGCCUGAGGAUCUCGCCACCAAAGGAGACACCGCCGAGGAGGCCAUCGCCAUCUUGGACUAG